This is a messenger RNA of Megalopta genalis, 1174 nucleotides long. RefSeq names its product death-associated protein 1. Gene Ontology annotation, biological process: negative regulation of autophagy; cellular response to amino acid starvation; apoptotic signaling pathway. NCBI's taxonomy places the organism in Eukaryota, Metazoa, Arthropoda, Insecta, Hymenoptera, Halictidae. Gene Ontology annotation, molecular function: death domain binding. The record is from RefSeq and is a predicted model, not a curated record.
GUAUACAUACAUAUUCCAGCGCCGGCCGCCAUCGAAUUAGUGUGAUUGGUGUCGCAGUGCAACGAGCGAAACAUUAUUCUUCGCAGUACGUUAAGUGAAAUCCUAAUUUUACAAAUCGAUCUGUGAACAAAUGUCGAGUCCCGACGAAUGCAAACUCAAGGGCGGACACCCUCCUGCAGUAAAAGCGGGAGGUAUGAGAAUCACUCAACAUAAAUCACCAAAAGAAGAUCGUGAAAUAAAGCCGAUUAAGGAUGCGGACGAAAGUAAACCAUCGAGUAGUCCACCUAAAACUGUAAUGAUCAGUGGAUUUCCUGGAAAAGGGAAUGCAGAUUUUCCACCAGAAGCUGUCCAAGUCUUCCAUGAAAAGCCUAUACCAACGCAUGAUGCACGUCAAAUCCACAGUUCGCGUCCCAUCAUCAUCCAACAGCCUAGGAAAUGAACGACACGCACUUCAACUAUUAAAUGGGCUAGAACUACUAUCAGUGGCCCAUAUGCAUUAAGUUAAAAAAAAAAAAGAAGAAAAGAAUAAUAGAUUUGUAUGUAUGUACAUACUAAAAAGUUUCUUUGGGAUGCAAUGAUUCGCUGUGUGUACACAAUUUUCUAAUGUAAACACAUAAUUUGUUUCCCAAGAAACUGUGGUUUUCUGUAAGACGAAAUGAAAUACCUCGCGAGAGUUUAUCACUGUUAUUAAGAGAGUAAAGAAUUUAUUUUUUAUUGCAAUGCCGUGCAAUUCAAGUAUUUGCAUUUAGGCGGUCGAUCAAUUCCGCCUUAUCAGAUGAUUGUCGUCCUUAAAGAUACGACUACUAUUAUAGCGAUAGCUCGCCGUUAUAACAAUUUUAUAAUCUACGCACUUUAUUAGAGUAUAUAUAACCGCCUUCGGGACCAGAUUCAUUUCAAGAUGUAGUGUUUGAGGUACUAAUACUACUCCACACUAUAUUUUGUUUAUAAGUAUAUGUGUCCCGACAUUAUAGUCGAGCGUAGAAAUUCUAGAAAUGUAGUUAAUCUACAAAAUCUAUGUCAAAUUUGCGAUUUAAUCGCUUUGAAAACAACAUAUUACAACACUAUGUGAAUAUAAUCGUCAAGCAUGUAAAUGUCGGAACGACUAUCGUCACGUUGGCCACAGUUUAUACGAGACUUAAAAGAAAGAAAUAUACGUCUUUGUACGUAAUUAAUA